This is a messenger RNA of Loa loa (African eye worm), 170 nucleotides long. RefSeq lists its product as hypothetical. NCBI's taxonomy places the organism in Eukaryota, Metazoa, Nematoda, Chromadorea, Rhabditida, Onchocercidae. Gene Ontology annotation, molecular function: serine-type endopeptidase inhibitor activity. The record is from RefSeq and is a predicted model, not a curated record. The transcript has a single exon. The annotation marks the transcript as partial.
AUAACAACAAUGCAAUUCUGCUUCAGGAAAUUAAUAACUGGGUGUCCGAAAAGACUAGGAGUAAAAUAACGGAGCUAAUAACAGCAGACGAUGUCAAUAAGGACAUCGUAAUAUUACUACUGAAUGCAAUUUACUUCGGUGGAAUUUGGAAGACACAAUUUGAUGAUACA